CAAGAAAUACACUUCAGAUUUGGGCGACAAAAAUAGUUAAUUCCCAUUUUGAGUACGAUGUAGUAGACCCCAAAUCUAAACGACAAGUCGCAUAUAUGUUAUGCGCACAUAUUAAAUAGCCAAAUCCCCCCGACUAAAACGCAAACUCCUUGCACUUUUUCACUCCUCUUUUCUUGUGUGCUCUCUUCUCUCCGAUAUGGAGUGGACUAGAGGGCCUGUCAUCGGCCGUGGCUCCACCGCCACUGUCUCGCUAGCCACCUCGGUUUCCUCCGGUGAGCUCUUUGCGGUUAAGUCUACAGAGCCAUCUAAGUCUAUGUUCCUGCAAAAAGAACAAUACUACCUAUCUAAACUAAGUUGCCCUUAUGUAGUCAAGUACUUGGGCUUUGAUAUUACAGACGAAGAAAGUAAGCCUAUGUACAAUAUUUGCAUGGAGUACGUCCCCGGCGGCUCCCUCCACGAUGCGAUUCAGAGGCAUGGAGGUCAGCUAGAUGAGCUUAUGAUAAGAUUAUACACACGCGAUAUCUUACGAGGCUUGGAGUACUUGCAUACAAAUGGUUUGGCCCAUUGUGACAUCAAGAGCAAGAAUGUUCUGGUAAGUAAAGAAGGAGCGAAAAUUGCCGAUUUCGGCUGUGCUAAAUUUGUUGAGAAGGUUGCUGGUGCCAUGUCAGAAUUUUCUGGUACACCGGCUUUCAUGGCUCCCGAGGUGGCUCGUGGAGAAGAGCAGGGGUUCCCAGCUGAUUUGUGGGCUUUGGGGUGCACAAUCAUAGAGAUGGCAACUGGGAAUAUCCCAUGGACAGAGCAUCAAAAUGACCCAGUAUCGGCUCUGUAUCAGAUUGGGUUCUCCAGUGAGGUGCCUAAGUUUCCCAGCUGGUUAACAGAGAAGGGUCAGGAUUUCUUGAGCAAGUGUUUAAGGAGAGAUCCAAAAGAGCGAUGGACGGCUAAAGAAUUACUCGAUCAUCCAUUUCUUGAUGAUUUGGACGUGGAGUUAAAGGAAGUGGAGGAGUUUACAAUGACUUCUCCAAGUUGUGUACUGGAUCAAGAUUUCUGGAAUUCAAUGGAAGCAACACUUGGAGGUUUUUCGAAUUCGAAUUCUCCGGCAGAGAGAAUCAAGAAGUUGGUUGAAUGUACUUGCCCUGUGGAUAUACCCAAUUGGACUUGGGAAGAGGAUGAGUGGAUUAGAGUUAGAAGUAAUUUCGAGGGGAGGGAUGUGAUCUCGGUGGAUACACCUUCAGUUCCAACUGCAUUCUUGGCCUCAGAUUCAAUUAUUUAUGAACAAGAGCUUGAAAGCUUGCUUUUUUAUGAAGAUUUGCUAAUGGAAUUCUUUCUUGAAAAUGAAAACAUCAGUAGUAAUAGUAAUGUUAGUAUUAGUGAAGGAUAUGAUUUUGUAUUAGAAAAUCACAAUUUUGAGACAGAUAAUGAUAAAUCUUGUUUUCUCCCAUCUCAUUUCAUACUUGUCCUUUGUUUUAGCUAUCUGUUCUUGGCAAAAAUUUUCAUUGACGAGCUAAAAUUAAGCUCCCUUUGUUUUUUCCGGUUGAGCAGAGAUGACCGGUAGAUACAGAUGCCGAUUCCUCUGUUUUGGAUAAAGGGUUGAUGAUUUUGAACUUUGAAGUCCUCUAAUUGGUCAAUCUUGGGUUUGGUUCAGAAGCCUGUAGUGCAAACAGAGAAGACUUUAGGUAGAUGUUACAUAGUCAACGUCGGCUUGCUGCCCUUUCGAGGGUCAAUUGAGACCAAGUAGGCAUCCAAGUCCUUCCACUGGUACCAGGUCCAACUUGAGUUCGCCCGUAUGGGACCUGAUAAGGCAAGAGUACCUGUCUGUUCCACAGCUCGCCUUGAACCACCCAGUGUGGACCUUGAUUUGGUGUUUCAUAAUGAAAGUUUUGAACAUCAAAAUCCACCAUUGGUGGCUCCACUUAUCGGGUGUUCUAGUGGCCCUAACUUUUUCUUUGUCAGGUGAAGAUGUAGGACUUGGUUUCCCACUGGAGAACUAUAAGAAAGGCGAUUAGUUGGUUUGUCUCCCUUCUUUCCAGUGCAACAAAAAAAGAAAGGUUGGCUUGUCUCCUCAUAGGAUAUGAUCCCUAUUAGAUAGGACUCGCCACUUUUAAAAAGAUGGGUACAUAAUUAUAUGCAUGUAAUGUGAAAGAAUCAAUAUAUGUUGGUCCUAUUUAUCACCCA
Molecule: messenger RNA, 2172 nt
Organism: Hevea brasiliensis (rubber tree)
Lineage: Eukaryota; Viridiplantae; Streptophyta; Magnoliopsida; Malpighiales; Euphorbiaceae
Product: mitogen-activated protein kinase kinase kinase 18-like
Exons: 1
Coding region: 197-1552 (451 amino acids)
Biological process (GO): protein phosphorylation
Molecular function (GO): ATP binding; protein kinase activity
Source: RefSeq, a predicted model, not a curated record